CAACUCCGACCGGCCCGUGAAUCUGAUUAGCUAAUCUCGAUAUCGUUUCAUUGCAACUUUACCUGAACUCCCGCACAACGAUCUUCGAGUCCGUCUUCCUGUAUUUGUUUUUCGUAAAUGAACGACAGGAAAAGACCGGCUCUAGAACAACUAUCAUCUGUGCGACACGCCAAACAACAGCGCACAGCCCUUCUCAGUGUCGACGGCGAGAGACAAAGCCCUGCUGUAGCCUCAACAGCCGCUCUCGUGUCUCGCUGGAACCGAAUAUACCACGAUCUGAAGGAAUUGGGGAAGGAUACUAUAUUGCUUCUUUCAGGUCGCGUUGUCUCAUCUGAGUCUUCGGAAGAGUCGCUUGAGCAGCAAGGCUCUUCCCAAACACUUUCUCCAUCGCCAGAGCUUUUACCCCAAACAGGUGCUGCUGCAGAAGAGUCAUCUCGAGUGGAAUCUCCGCCGGCGACACCAAACACAGUACAUUCUUUCACCGCGUCGCAAAGUUCUCUGAGGCCCACCAAUCUCUACGCGACGAGUAGUUAUUCGUCCUUUCCUUCUACAUCGCCAUUCACAUUCACACCACGCAAUCGUCACUUUCCUUCGUCUUCCGAAAGCUCUGAAAUCAGUUUUCCUACAUUCUCAAGCACUCAUCAUCAGCUGCCAAUUACACCCUCAUCUUCUUUGGAUAAUCUAUAUUCUUCUCGUAGACCGCGGACAAAAAGUACAAUGGGCCCACCUCCAGAUCCUCUGAUGUUCGAUCCAUAUCUUCGGUCGACUUCAGCGUUGGAAAAAAACUUGCAGUCGUUGAAAAUGGCGCAACAGCCCCGGCUCUACAACAUUAGGCCGCAUAUCUAUGUGGAGAGACACAAGCAAGAAAUUAGGAAGAACUUGGAAGCAACGAAAGAUCUGCUCUUUAAACUAGCUCGACAAAAAAGAGGCUUCAAGUCAGGUCGAAAGGAUUUCGAUUCCUAUCUCGAUUACUCGUAUAUGCUCGAAAAUGCUGAGAAGAAACCACGUUUUACGUCCCCUUCAAUGAUUGACUUGCGCUCGGAAUACGCGUUUGAUGACAAGAAAGCGCUUUCCCGUCGAAGUUCAGAUUCGUUAAGUCGAGAGCAAUGGUUAGAAAGAAAGCUACAAAUAGCUCAAAAGAUGUUCAACGGUCCGAAACCUCCGCCAGCGUGGAGCCCUUCUCUUGAUGAUCUCAAACUCCGACAACGUUCUAAAGACGAUCUUAUUGAUCAACGUCUUCGACCUCAACGCCUCCCUCUCCCAUCUUCAUUACCUCCUGAAGACGAAGGCAAAGUUAAAUCUUUGCUAAAACAGUCCGGUGUCAUUGCCAAGUUCGCGAGAGAGCAGGUUUUGGAUAAGGAUUUGGUUCGGUUAAUGCCAGGGAGUUGGUUGAACGACGAGAUUAUCAACUAUUAUGGGGCGCUGAUAUUGGGACGUUCGGAUGAAUCCAAAGAGAAUGGGGACAAUGGAAUAAUUAAUGGAGUUGCCAAUGCUCGGAAAGGCAAGGUCUUGAAUGUGCACUAUUUUACCACGUUCUUUUGGCAGAAGUUGACCCGAGAAGGCUAUGAGAAAGGACGAUUGGCAAAAUGGACCAAGAAGGUCGAUCUAUUUUCGAAAGACAUCGUGCUUAUACCCGUGAAUCACACCAAUACCCAUUGGACGGCCGCAGCUAUUAACUUUCGACAAAAACGAAUGGAGUCAUACGAUAGCAUGGAUUUGGAUAGGUCGGCAGUGUUCAAAGUCCUUCGAGGUUACCUAGAUGCCGAACACCGUAACAAAAAGGGUAUACCUUUUGAUUUCACUGGAUGGGAAGAUUAUAUUCUGAAGGAUACCCCGCAACAAGAGAAUGGGUAUGAUUGUGGGGUCUUUACCUGUCAAUUCCUUGAGUCUUUGUCCCGUGGGGAGGAAACGUUCAACUUCAGCCAAGACGACAUACCCUAUCUUCGCCGUCGAAUGAUUUGGGAGAUUGGCCAUUCGACUCUCAGGACCGACCCGUAAUAUGCAUAUCAUUCGGUAUCGACCUUGCAAAAACUCUACCCAACGUUUGCUUUGCUCCAUUAGGGUUGUGUAUAUCUUGUUACCUUAUAUCUAUAGUUAUUCUGUUCAAAUAUUUGGAGAUCGUCAAAUGUAUCUACUACGACUUGCAAGAAGAUUCCUGUAAAUAUGUAGCAAAAAUCAGGAAUCUGCACGCACUUACAUCGG
Molecule: messenger RNA, 2202 nt
Organism: Lentinula edodes (shiitake mushroom)
Lineage: Eukaryota; Fungi; Basidiomycota; Agaricomycetes; Agaricales; Omphalotaceae
Exons: 11
Coding region: 118-1998 (626 amino acids)
Biological process (GO): protein desumoylation
Cellular component (GO): nucleus
Molecular function (GO): deSUMOylase activity
Source: RefSeq, a predicted model, not a curated record